CAUGCAUUCAGUCUUAAGAGGCACUACCUCGGUGUUCACAUCAACCAUCGCUACCUGACAAGCAGCGACAUUCAAAGCUGCCAGAUUGAAACAUUCCACACCGGUGUCCAGCUGGAAGUUAAUGAAUCAGGUGUUUUUAAUAUAUCUCCUGGAUUUCAAGGUGUGGGAAAUUCACCCCUGCCUCCUUUAAAAGAUACCACAUCAUCACCCGCUGUAACUGAGGUGCAUGAAGUGAAUGAAAAUAGUUCAUUUUGUGACAGUGCUCUCAAAAACAUUACAACUAAAGAAUUAAUACCAACACUGUCAGACUUGUCAAAAAUAGUAGUAAAUAGAGCAGAGAGUUUACAGAACGAUGUAAAUCAAACCAGGGGCAAAAGUAAGCAGUCAAGUUCUGUUUUAGAAUCUGCUUCAUUUGUAGACAAGAGCAUUUCACCUCAGGUAAAAGAAUUUUCAGAACCUUUUGACAUAGUCUCAAGUUCAGAAAUGGACAAACAGAACAGUGUCAGGCAUAAAGGGUCAACUCAGGGGAGUCAAACUUCUGCUUGCCUUGAGGUUUCAUCAAGCUCUGACAUACAAAAGCCCUUAAUCAAUUUUAACAAAGAAAAUUCACCUCUCAUGUCAUGUGCAGAUUUUGACAUUUCUAAUGGAAAUAGUGUAACUGAGUCAGGCGAAAUUAAAUCUGGAGUGGAAGAUUUCACACCGUUAAAUAAUGGUAAAUCCACUCCAACCGUUAUGUCACAGACGUCUAACUCCAUCACACUGGUUCCUGAGCCACAGGAGACUUUUGUAGUCCAACAUUUGAAAAAACUCUGUGAAAAGCAGUUGUGCUCUGUAGAUACUGGUAGUUCUUAUGUAGCUGAAGUCAGAGGUAAGAUCCCAAAGACCGGAGGCUUCCCAAAAUUUGAUGAAGCUGCACAGCAGUCUUUUAUUGAUCCAGUCUCUGGAAAAGUCAUGGGUGACAAUACAGGAGAUGCAGAUGACAAUUUAGUUUCUACAGGCUUGGGAACCAACAUGAAUGUUGUCUCCAAUUCUGUCAAGCUGUCUUUAUAUGAAAUGGAUACAUGCACAAAGGUUUCAAAUACCACCAAAACCAGUGGUGAUGCUACUAAUAAUCAGACCGAAGAGUCUUCCUUGUUAGAUGAAGAACAUUUGAACUCAUCUUCGCAAGAUGAAUAUGAACGGAAUACACUAAAUUGUGAAAGUGAAUGUGUUCAGAAACUAGUCUGUCCUGAGGUUUUGGAUUCUCUUAGCGGUGAAGUGGAUGUAAAAGAAACAUCAAUGUGUACCAGUGAUGUGGAAAAUGAAUUAACUGAUUCAGUCCUUAGGCACUGUGCAGCAGUUGUUCCAGUAUGCAAAAAUGACCUUCCGAAUGCAUCUAAAGAUAAUUCAACUGAUUCCAAUAUUAAUAGCAAGGUAUUUAGUUCAUCAACUGUGAAUGUUGAUGCAGUAUCCCUUGACUCAGGCUGUAAGCCAGCAACUGAGAUGGAUGCUACCUUGUUAUUUGGUACAGACAAAGAUGGCCCUGAAGCAUCAACCAUUCCACAGCCAAAUGAAGACACCGAAGUAAAUAAAACACGGUCAGAUCCACACACCACUGUAAACACCACUGAAGUAAAUAAAGCCCAAAUGACCCCAGCCAUAAAUAGCAAUCAAAACAUUGAGUCAUCUUCUGCUCAGACAUCCAGUUGUUCCCCCUUGUGUAAAGCUCCGCUUAGUUCUGUCCCAGUGCAAGAUCCUGCCUCCAAAGCACUGAUAAACAAAACAGAUUCAUUCAACUCGUGUUUUUCAAAAAUUUCUACUCCAGUCACUCCACAGCAACUUAUCUUUGUUACAAAUAUAGUCUUCCCAAUAGUGGCACCCUCUAAUGCGCAUUCACCUACCUCUGCCCUGUCAUCGUUGUCACAGCAACAGUCACAGCCAACCACCAACACUGCUGGCUCUGCAGGCCAGAGCACUUUAAAUAGUCCAACAGCAGGAGUGCCGCUGGUUCUCAUCU
Molecule: messenger RNA, 1996 nt
Organism: Lymnaea stagnalis (great pond snail)
Lineage: Eukaryota; Metazoa; Mollusca; Gastropoda; Lymnaeidae
Source: the annotation of a GenBank genome assembly